Molecule: messenger RNA, 1150 nt
Organism: Sinocyclocheilus grahami
Lineage: Eukaryota; Metazoa; Chordata; Actinopteri; Cypriniformes; Cyprinidae
Product: SERTA domain-containing protein 2-like
Exons: 2
Coding region: 278-1150 (290 amino acids)
Cellular component (GO): nucleus
Molecular function (GO): transcription regulator activity
Source: RefSeq, a predicted model, not a curated record
CCUGUCAUUCAAAUCUAAUGUCUUGCAACUGCGACUACGAGGAGAGUCACCGAGGGCAACCUGCUUACUACUUUUGCGGACACUUUGAAGUGUGACUCAUAUUUGCAACUGUUUACAUUUCUCAGGCUGAUGAGGCACGGGGUGCUCAAAAAGUCCCAUGUGAAUUCAUGUCGACUAGCAAGGCAUGCACUCAUACAAUGUAAACGCAUUCGAAAAUAAAUCCGCUGAGCACUCAGUGAUUUAACCGGAUCGUGCAAGUCCGUCUACAGAAGGAUAUAUGUUGGGUAAAGGGGCAAAGCGGAAACUAGAUGAGGAUGAAGAGGAAGGCAAGGCGCUGGCGGCAGGGGCCGGAGCCGGAGCAAUGGCCGACGGGCUCUCGAAGGUCUCCUACACCCUGCAGAGGCAGACCAUCUUCAACAUGUCUCUGAUGAAGCUGUACAACCACCGGGCCCUCACCGAGCCCAGCUUGGAAAAGCGCGUACUCAUCAACAACAUGUUGAGACGCAUCCAGGACGAACUGAAGCAGGAGGGCAACCUUCGGCCGCUCUUCUUCCCCCCUUCCCCUCCACCCGACGACCCCGUGGAUGAAGGUUUCUGUGAGGUGCAGCCUGCUUUCAGUGUAUUGUCCAUGGUAGCUCCGCCGCUGUCUCAGUCGCCGGCACUCUCCUCUCCGCUCCUUACAUUGCCUUCGUCAGGGCUUUCAAACCCAGCGCCUUUGGAGGCCUGUCUCACCCCAGCUUCACUUUUAGAGGAGGACAGUGUCACGCUUUGCACAUCACCCUCUCCACUCGCUCCUCCUCUUCCACCAACUCUUCCCAGACUCCCUUCAUCUGUGGCCAGAGACAGCUUCUCUUCUGCCCUGGAUGAGAUUGAGGAGCUCUGUCCUUCACCCUUACCUACAACUACAUCAGCGCCUGGUGCUACCUCUCCUUCGUCCCUUACAGUGUCCCUCCAAAUGCCGUUGUGUCCCCCCAGCUUAAACUCAGGGGCCUUGGAUUCCAAAGACUGCAGUAAGCCCUGCAGCCCAAAGCUGGAAGGGCUGGUCCCGCUGCCGGAAGAACGCUCUGCGGUCCCUAAUAGAGGUGACGAUUUAGAUUGGUUACCACCCAGAGUUCAAAAGAGAUAUUGUCUGAGAAUUGAAAACAAGUGA